AUGGAUCUGGGGUAUCGGAACCUGCUGGCACCGGAUGGGCGGUCCUUGAUCCCUCCAAGUGACUUUCGGUCCCCGCAACUGCCACGGCCUUCGCCGAUUGUCAAUGACCCUCACAGAUCCUCCGAAACGGGCCAGAUGAACAAGGUCCUGCCAGUCACCGGCAAACGCCGUGGCGGCUGCCGCAAGGCUUGUAAUGAGUGCAAGCAGCAAAAGGUGCGGACACGAAUAUUUACCUCCAGCAGUGUCGCGAAGAGAUGUGCCGAUGGACGUGUCCAGUUUGUACCGCCCGGGUCGCGGAGGCCCUCUGAUGUGCUUGGCGAGCCGCUCGUCUUGUCGAAACGCAAUGCGGAAAUGGAAAAGGAGAUUGCGGAUCUCCGUCGCCGUCUGUCAAGCCAGCCAGAGUACCCCCCAGCAAGAGAGAGUCAGGAAGCCGACGAUGUGUCCCAGUCAUCAGAAGAGGCUUAUAGGCAUCAGGAUCCAGGCGACAUGGAGCGCUCACGGCCAGUCUCAGUCCUGGCCGAACAGCCUCCAUCGAUGGGAACUCCAUUGGCCAUGAAGAGAGAUGGCUCGAUCAUGUCACAAGACGAAAAUACACCCUGGCGUUUGGAAGACAUUACGCUCUCUCGUGCUCGAGUUGCACGAUUAUUUGAACACUAUUUUAAUUAUUACCAUCCAUUUCUGCCUCUUCUCAACCUACCCAAACCCCCCGAAGUCUAUCUUAGUCGAUGUCCUUUAUUGGCGUGGACGAUCAUCUGUGUGGCCUGUCGUCGGUCACCGUCUGAUCCGGGUUUGUUGACGGCGCUCUCAGGGCCGUUCAGUCGCUUGUUAUGGUCCACCAUCACCGGUGUGCCCCAGGAUUAUCGGGUAGUCAAGGCGCUUUGUGUAUUGUGCACUUGGCCCUUGCCUACGACGAGUCAACGAACGGAUGCAACAUUCAUGCUGAGUGGACUGAUGAUGCAGAUUGCCAUGCAGCUGGGGAUGCAUCGGCCUGUGCAAGCGGAAGAAUUCACCACGUUUCGGAUCGAGGCUCAAGGGGCCGCGCUGAAAGACAGGUUGCACACCUGGGUGAUCUGUAAUAUCGUAGCGCAAAACGUGGCUACGGGUUAUGGACAACCUCCGAGCACCAUUUACGAUUGGGCUCUUGAGCCUCCGUCAUUGAAAGAUGCUGACUAUCAUCUGUCUGAAAAUUUGGUGAUUCGGCUUCGCAUCGAGAAGUUUUGUGACCGGGUCACGAAAUCCUUGUACUGUAGCAAGCCCGAACCAGCCGAGUAUGUCAGUGCAGAGAAGCUUGUGAUUGUGCAGAUCCUCGAAAGUGAAUUGAGAGACAUGGAGGUUCAAUUCGGCCAGGAGAUAUCAGCCAUCAACAUGAUCCACCUUCGCGCAGCUGAACUGCACCUCCGGUACUUUGUUUUCCUGAGCUCCAACCCUCGGAGUGAUGAUUUGACCAAGCUCUUCAUUGCAACGACAUCUUUUCUAGGUCGUGUACUUGAUCUCGAAACCUCACCUGGCGAAUUGAUUGGCCACUCGACCAACUACAUUCUCCAGAUGAUCGUGUCCGCUGCCUUUGCUCUGAUGAAACUCUUGAAGAGUGACUUUAGCCGCCACAUCGACUUCAGCCAUGGCAAGCUCUUAUUCAAUGGCGCGAUCUCCGCCAUCCGUCGCAUCAGUGUCAUGGAUCACGAUCGUCCGAUUCGCUUGGCAGAUAUUCUUGCUCAAAUGUGGAAUGCCACGAGCCCCGUUGCGGCCGACGAGGAUGGGCUACAGCUGAAAGUGCGCUGCCGCAUGAGUAUGAGCCACGUCUACGAUACCGUGUGGCGAUGGCGGCAACGGUUUCGACCCGGCAAGACGGUCGAAGAAAUUCAAGCGGCUGCAGCGGCGGCCAAUCAACCUAUGUCCACCUCCACCCAUGGUAUAUUGCCCGCUGAGGCUGCGCUGGAUAAUUCUGCUUUGGUGCUUCCGGCCCAGUUCGACGAGAGCGGUGCGUUCUUCAGCGAAGCUGGAUUUUCCGAAGUGUUUGAUUCUUUGAAUUGGGUUUUUGAUGGCAUUCCCGAGUCUUCAUUUGUCGCGCCCAUCAUGUGA
Molecule: messenger RNA, 2079 nt
Organism: Penicillium diatomitis
Lineage: Eukaryota; Fungi; Ascomycota; Eurotiomycetes; Eurotiales; Aspergillaceae
Product: transcription factor domain-containing protein
Exons: 6
Coding region: 1-2079 (692 amino acids)
Biological process (GO): regulation of DNA-templated transcription; DNA-templated transcription
Cellular component (GO): nucleus
Molecular function (GO): DNA-binding transcription factor activity, RNA polymerase II-specific; zinc ion binding; transcription cis-regulatory region binding
Source: RefSeq, a predicted model, not a curated record